AUGAACGGUAAUCAUCUGCCGGCUGGGCAGCCUAUGCCUGGCGGCGUUGGAGGUCCAGCCUCGGGUCCAGUUCUGAAUGGAGGUAGACGUAGGCCGCCGCAACCUCCGUACCCGGCCCAUCCAGGCGCCUACCACCAGCAUCAGCAACACGCUGCAAUGAUGUAUCCAAACAGCUAUAUGAAUCCUUAUGCCAACGCCUACUAUCCACCUCACCCUGUCCAUUACCAGGCCUCGCAUAUCCCCAACUCCCAUUACUCUGCCUCAUCCUAUAGCACCUAUCCGCAACAGCGGUCGCCACCUUCUGUUCAUCAGACAUACCCUCCCAUUGUUUCAUCGAGUAUGCAAGCACACCCACAGCCUUACCCGCGGCCGCCUCCUGCUCAGCAAUCCUCACCAGCCUUAUCCACGCCGCCUCUGUUGCCCACUGCUGCCUCGCCUGCCCCGGCACCCGUUGCUGAAACGCCGACCUCGACUCAAUCGUCUCAACCAGCUACCACCCCCUUGUCACCGGAAAUAUCUAAACCUCAAGCGGUUACGCCUCCACGUUCAGAGGCAGAGAUUACACCGCAAGUGUUUAGGCCUCCACUACCAUGGUACUCGCAUCCUGGCGAAUAUUUUCCUCCACGGGCCACCAAAUUUAGGAGAAGACGGAGAAAGACUAAUGUCGCUUCGCUGGUAGAAUUGCCCCCAGUACAAAACAAUGGCGUCUCAUGUGAAGAAUAUCCGAACUUCUCGUCCUCAAAUGUCUCAAUAGCUCCCAAUAAUAUCCUUGAGGAAGCAAUCACUACAGCUACCUCGGCUUCCCAUUUAUCCUCGGAAGGGUCAAUUCAAAGCUCAUCUCAGGAUGCACAUACGCAGUCUGUAUCUUCCACUCCAGUGUCACACACAGCCGAACCUUCCGUUGCCUCCACUUCUACAAAGACCAACAAAUCCACCGCACGCCCUGCAGUCCCUGCAGUUCCAGUCAUUCCAACAAGGCCAAAACCGAGCCCCAAAGAGCUCAAAGCUCCCCCGGACUCUGAUUCACGUGAUAAUCUUCCACAGCCCUCGGUCCAGACAGUACAGGCUGAUCUUACAACUGAGCCUCUCAUUGAAACUCCAAAAGCUCCUGUUCUUUGGACUAACUUCUUCAAAAAGGCUACGCCUACUAUCACACCUCUAAAGGGCCCCAGUAACUCUGUGUCCAGUGUCACAAAUUUCGGUACACACUCUUCCGGUGCAGGCGUUGUGGACAGUGGUCUCAGAAGCUUUGUAAAGUCCAAUGCCAGCUCUUUGGCGGAUGCCCUGCGAGACUACGAAGUUUCUAGCGGUCAAAAACUUGCAUUUCUCGAACCUAGAGGUUUAGUAAACACCGGAAACAUGUGCUACAUGAAUUCUGUUCUUCAAGCAUUAAUAUUCUGCACUCCAUUUUAUGAUUUCUUAGAGCAAGUAAGCAAGAAAGCGGCACAUAGUUUCAACAGCGAAACACCACUCAUUGAUGCCAUGGUUAUGUUACUACAAGAGUAUAAAGUAAUCAGCUCCGCUGUGUCGGCGGAGUACCUUCAGAAACGGCUGAAGAGUGAAGAACUUGAAAAGUACGGCGAUGCAUUCACUCCUGAAUUUGUGUAUGAAGCCAUGAAGCGAUUGCCUAGAUUUGCAAGCAUGCAGCGUGGACAACAACAAGAUGCAGAAGAAUUUCUCGGCUUUCUCCUCCAGGCCAUUGGUGAGGAGUGUAAUUAUGUCAUGCGUCAGCUCGAUGAAACUUCAGUAGUUACCGACGCCUCCGCCGCCACGCCUACCGGCACAUCUUCACCAACCCACACGAAUGACUCGAGCGAAUGGCUUGAGGUAGGCCGGAAACAACGAGCAGCCAUUACGCGCUCCUCUGGUCAUGUAGCGCCACCAUCUCCAAUUACCAAGAUCUUUACUGGGCAACAACGGUCAGCAUUAAGGGUUCACGGACAGAAGGAGAGUGUAACUUUCCAGAGCUAUCAGUCUCUACAGCUGGACAUCGGUGACGCACAUGUCAAUAACAUUGUGGACGCACUGAAACAUAUGGCCCGGCCUGAAAACAUGGAGUUCGACCCUCAGAGAAGGACGACCAAACAGGUAUUAAUCGAGACUCUACCGCCGGUCCUUAUCCUUCACUUAAAACGGUUUCAAUUUGAUCCCAUAACUAACGGUACUGUGAAACUUUGGACGAAAAUCGAUUACCCCUUGGAGCUUGAGCUUCCUGACGAGAUGUUCUCCCCGGGCAGGAAGGCCAAACUCCAAGCUGAAGGUGGUGGGUCUAUUAAAUAUAAACUCACCGCAGCUGUCUACCAUCAUGGCAAGUCUGCAAGUGGUGGUCACUACACUGUGGACUUGCGGCGUCAAGAUGACAGGGAAUGGAUUCGUCUCGACGACACCGUUAUCCGACGCAUCCGAAGCGAGGAUGUAGCAGCGGCUAAUCUAGAUAAGAAUACCGCAAAAUCCGCCGCAAAAGUUAGCCAAAAACCUAUCGUAAUAGGUCCUACCACAGGAAACCGGUUUGAAGGCAUUGGGGACGAAGAUGGAGCUGAAGAGGAAGGCUGGAACAAAGUCACUUCCGUUGCUGCUGGUGCCAAGAAAUGGAGCUCGGUAGUGAAUACCAACGGCCCAACUAACAGCCUACCGGCGAAAACCAAGCCGGUCAAGGAUAAUAUCAAGGACAACAAGGUCGCCUACCUAUUAUUCUAUCAGCGAAUAUAA
Molecule: messenger RNA, 2709 nt
Organism: Xylaria bambusicola
Lineage: Eukaryota; Fungi; Ascomycota; Sordariomycetes; Xylariales; Xylariaceae
Exons: 5
Coding region: 1-2709 (902 amino acids)
Biological process (GO): protein deubiquitination
Cellular component (GO): cytosol; nucleus
Molecular function (GO): cysteine-type endopeptidase activity; cysteine-type deubiquitinase activity
Source: RefSeq, a predicted model, not a curated record